CUCAGUUAAGUUGGGCCCAGAUUCUUUAUUUAAGUUAUUUUGUAUUGCUUUUGAGCCUUUGUUAACCCUUUUCACACAAUUAAAUGGAAGAACCUUUUCAAAUUUUGAACACCUUUUGUCCUUAUUUAAGUUUGGUCCCUCACAGUUGGUGUCAGAAGUGGGGUCCAAUCAGUUAAGGACAUUGGUGUAUUUUUUUUUCUUCCCCUUACCUCUAUACAUUUUUGAAUUGACAACUUUUUGUUGUUUUUUUUCUCUGUCCACCUUCUCUGAGAGGAACAGUUGCCAGAAAUGCCUGGAAGGGGAAGAGGAAGAACAAGAGGACCAAGUUCUGAGCCAGAUGAAAAAGAGACUGCUGAGGAAAAUGGAGCUGUUGGUGGAGUAUGUGACAUAGAAGAGGGGAGUGAACCAACAUUAACCGACUUGGCUAAUCUUCUCAGAGCCCAUAUUGGACAACAAAAAGCCAAGGAGGACUACUGGAUCAGAGAAGCUGCAAAACAAGACCAGAAAUUUGAGGAACUGGAAAAGCAGUUCAGCUUGCUUAAAAGGGAGACUCAACAACAGACCCCUCCCCCACUGUGGCCUACACAGCAACCAGACCCUGGAAUAGCAGCUUCACAGCAACAUGGUGUAUCAGGUGAACUUCUCUAUGCACAUUCUCAGGUUUCUAAGACACCUAAAUUACAAAAACUUAGUGAAGAUGACAUUGAACAUUUUCUCAUCACUUUUGAAAGAAUGGCUUCUGCCUGCCAAUGGCCAAGAACUGACUGGGCCUUUCACUUAAUACCUCUGCUAACAGGCAAAGCUAGAAGUGCUUUUGUACAUAUGGAUGUUGAUUCAUCAAUGAAUUAUGACCAAGUCAAACUAGCUAUUUUACAGAAGUAUGAUAUCAACAGUGAAACCUACAGGCAAAGAUUCCGUUCUCUUCAGGUGGAGCCUGAAGAAACCCCAAAAGAGCUCUAUACAAGGUUAAAAGAGCUGUAUGGAAAAUGGGUGCAACCUAAGGGUAAAACAGUUGAACAAAUCAAUGAAAUUAUGAUUCUUGAGCAGUAUUUGAGAAUGUUGUCACCAGAAUUACAGGUGUGGAUAAAAGAGCAUAACCCGAAGACUGCAAAGGAGGCGGCUGAACUUGCUGAUGUUUUUGUGGCUGCAAGGAGGAAGAACUCAUCUUGGGCUUUACAAAGCUGGAAAAAGGAUGACCACAGGCAGCCUUUAGCCCAACAGGUUUCAGCUGUGGGUAAGCUCCCUGUAAAAAGAUUUGACUCAAAGUUUCAGAGGAAAAAGCCUGUCUGUUACUUAUGUGGACAGGAGGGUCACACCAAACCAAUGUGCCCUCAAAAUGCUGUUAAACUGUCCCAGAUGUGUUUUGUGCCCAGGGAAGAGACUCUAAAGCCUGGAGCAAUGCAGCCAUUUAUGGAGACCUUUUUGGAACUCAACGGUCAGGUACUGAAGGCUCUGAUUGAUACAGGGAGCACACAGACCUUGGUCCAGCAAAGAUGAGGGAGAAGCUGGAGAAGAUGACGACGUUGGCCCAUGAGCACAUGAAGAAAUCUCAGCAUAAACAAAAGGCCUGGUAUGACUCUGCUGCCCGGGAGAGGGGGUUCCAGCCUGGCCAAAAAGUGCUUGUUAUGCUACCUUCAGAGGAUAGCAAGCUGCUAGCCAAGUGGCAAGGGCCUUAUGAGGUAACAGAGAAACUGGGACCAACAACCUACAAAGUCUCUGUUCCGGGUCAAAGCCGUUCUACUCGGAUUCUUCAUGUGAACCUCCUUAAAGAGUGGGUGUCCAGGGACCAAGAGAAAUCUGCCUCUUUCUACAUACGGAGUACAGAAGAUGAGGAAACUGAGGAGCAAUAUUUCCCUGUUUCUUCACCCUCCCAGCCUAGUUUGG
Molecule: messenger RNA, 1884 nt
Organism: Cyprinodon tularosa
Lineage: Eukaryota; Metazoa; Chordata; Actinopteri; Cyprinodontiformes; Cyprinodontidae
Exons: 2
Coding region: 289-1497 (402 amino acids)
Molecular function (GO): nucleic acid binding; zinc ion binding
Source: RefSeq, a predicted model, not a curated record